GCAGAAACAUCACCUAAUUGGUCACGAAAGAAAAGCCCACACUGGAGAGGAACCAUUUCCUUGUUCACAGUGCGAUAAAAGAUUUUACCUGAAAACUGCACUGAAAAGACACAUGAUCACACAUAUGGAGGUGACACCAUUCCACUGUCUUGUAUGUGGGAAGUCAUUUAAAGCAAAAUACAACCUUGAAGUACACUCAAAAAUCCAUACCAGGCUCAAAAAAUUCCAGUGCAGUGAGUGUAACAAAAGCUUCGUAAGGAAACACGAAUAUAUUGCACACAUGAGGAUCCAUUCAACUGAGAAGCCAUUUGCUGGCACUGAAUGUGGGGAACUCUUUGAUGGGGAACCGUGUUCAGAAUCUGAAAAGACAUUCAUUUCUGGAGACGUUAUACUUCCCACUGAGGGGGAUAAUGACAGCGAAAGCCAGUUUGCAUGUGAUGUGUGCGGCCGACUGUUUAACAACAAGGGUAACCUGAAGGUCCAUUUAUUUAUACACACAGGGGACAAGCCAUUUGUUUGCAAGGAAUGUGGGAGCAGAUUUAGGCGGAAAUGCCACCUCAUCAUGCAUGAAAAGAGAAUCCAUACCAAAGAGAGACCAUUUCCCUGUCCACAAUGUGGUAAAAGAUUUAUCAUUAAGACUUCAUUGAAAAAACAUAUGUUAACUCAUGCAAAUAUACAACAGGAGGAAAGGCAUUUUGAUUGCCAUGUGUGCGGAAAGUCAUUUUGUUUGAAAAUACACCUGGAACAACAUCUGACUACCCACAAUAUUGUCAAGCCUUUCCAGUGCAGUGAAUGUGGUAAAAGGUUUACGAAUAAACAUGGCUUACUUGCACACGUGAGGAUCCAUGCAACUGAGAAGCCAGUUGUUUGCAGCGAAUGUGGGAAACGUUUUGUUGGGGAACCAGAACUAAAGAAACACAUGAAGACUCAUGAGGAAAAGUUGUUUAUCUGUGAGGUAUGUGGCAAAAGGUUUCGAUUGGAAUCUGUUCUCACUAAACACAGGAGAAUUCAUACGGGUGAAAAGCCGUUCACUUGCAAUGAAUGUGGAAAGACAUUUCGAUUUCAUGGGGGCCUUUACCAGCAUAUGCAAACCCACAGUGGAGAGAAGCCAUUUGCUUGCAAUGAAUGUGGGAAAAGCUUUACUAUCAAAAGAAGUCUGACUAAACAUAUAAGAACCCAUACUGGAGACAGACCAUAUGUUUGUGCAGUCUGUGGGAAAAGAUAUAUUCAGAAGGUCAGCCUUAGACAUCAUAUCAGGACACAUACAGGAGAGAAGCCCUUUGCUUGUAGCAUUUGUGGGAAGGGAUUUAACAUUAAAUUUGAAAUGACUAGACAUGAGAAAGCGCAUUCAAUGAAGCCACAUGUUUGUCAGGAAUGUGGAGAAAGCUUUAAGAAGAGAGUUACCCUCAAGAAACACUUGAGAACCCAUAAAGGAGGAAAUUCACAUCAUGUCGUUGUAGACAAUGUUGGACAAGAUGUUGCAUGAAUGGUGGCCUUCUCUGGAGGAAUAUGUUUUUACUCCUACAAAAAUGCAAACCUUUGUUUACAUUAGGAUUAACUUGCAAAUGUGAGCCGGAACAGCCGUUAAAAAACUGAUUGACAAGGUAGUUCGCUAUUGACAGGUAAGGGAACCUCACCCACCUGUCAGCCUGCACUCCACUUUUGCUUUUAGAUGCAGAUGUCUUUUCUUUGGUUCUUUGCACCUACUUUUGCUAUUAUAUUAAGUUUGUGCUCUGUGUUUUUGAGUAUUUUUUCUUUCUUUUUUGUGUUUAUGAGAUUUAUAGUGACUGAUACGAGAUGCAUCUAACCCAUAAAUCAUUGUAUCUAUCUACAACCUCUAAACUGAGGAAACUACUUUCUGGGAGUGCCCAUCAGAACAAUGAGUAAAGUUUGUAGCUGAGAAAAGAAGGCUAGGAAGUUCACACCACUGCCAUCAGAAGGGAACACUACACCAGUGACGCUGAAGAAGGUCUUCAACACUGACGUCCACUCGCUCUUUCAACUCCUAAGGAAGGCCCUUUGUUGUCUUGCAAACCAAUCACUUGUGGAGAGUCAGCAAAAGGGAGAGGGUGUUCACUCUGGUAUGUCGUUUGAGGAUUUGUUUCACUUGGAGGUAGAGUCUUCUGUUGGCAGAGUCUCUUUCCCCGGGCAGAAGGAAGACCUCUCUACUAACCCAACUAUUCUUGCAGCUUUGGAAGAGACCAGGUGGCUCAGGGGGUUAUGGCCAUCCCUGGGGAUCUCGGGGGAGCCCAGUGUUAAGGCUUGAUUCAAUCACUUCUCUGCUGCUGCGGUGACACCUGUAACUAUAGAUAUGGUGGCUAUGAUGACUUCAACAGUCACCUUAUCUAUUGGUUCCUUCACCACACCAACAUACAUAGUAACUCCUCAUACCCCCUGUGAUGUGUCCUGAGGAGUUUAGGGUGGUUCUCCGUCAAUUCUUGACUAUAUCUUUGACCUCAGCAAACCUGGGUAAGAAAAAGAUGAAGAAACACAAGAGGAAUUUGUCUGAUUUGUUUUUGUCAGGUUGCUCCCACCUCCUCCUCUUUGACUUUGACUGCUCGCAAACUGAAGAAAAAUAAAGCACUCCAACAACAGAGAUGCUUCUGUUCUUGGGCACAUCUGAUGGGUGGCGACACAAACCCGUAGGAGUUAUUGGUGUUAAGUUUAUGGAACCACGAUGAUUAGUACCUUACCAUCAAUGUCUGGGCAUUGAAAGCAGCAUUCCUAGCAUUGCAGGAGUUCCAGGACCCUGUGGUGAGACAAUCUGUGGUGUGGAUGAGCAACAACACCACAGUAGUGACAUUCAUCAACAAGCAGGGAGGGCUAGUAUUGCUUCUGUUGCACCAGCUGACGAUGCAGGCGUACAAGUUGAGUGGCAGAGCUGUCAGCCAGGUACAUUUAGGUUCUCACAAUGUAAAGGUAGAUAAGCUUAGCCACAAGACAAAGGUGAUAGGGACUGAGUGGUUUUCACACCUGUGCAGUGGGGAAAUUGUUCAAGAUGUGGGGGUUGCCAUCUGGCACAACAGGAAUACGUAUGCCAGUAUUUUCCUUGAUGAGUAGCCUUGGAAGAAGCAUUUCAGCACAAACGGGACACUCUGAACUGUAUGCUUAUCCACCUCUUUGCCUUAUUCUGAAAGUCAUCAACUUAGUGCUGAUAACUCCAAAACUUAGGCUAACACUUUGUUACACUGGAAGCGCCUCAAGCCGAGUGGUAUCUGGACCUGCCGGCUCUCCUUUCCAAGGUCCCAAGAGAGCUGCCCCUAUGGCACAACCUGUUAAGCCUGCCAUAGAGGUAUUAUCAGGCCGUGGAGUUGCUGGCCAUUCAUUCCUGGCAACUAUCCAGCUUCUCUUUAAAGCCAGAGGUGCGCCUCAGCGGCGUGGUUGGUAUGGUAUUAGUGUCCCACCUCGGUGGUCGCGGGUUCGAUUCUCGGCCAUUCCAUUGAGGAGUGAGAGAUGUGUAUUUCUGGUGAUAGAAGUUCACUCUCGACAUGGUUCGGAAGUCAACUAAAGCCAUUGGUCCCGUUGCUGAAUAACCACUGGUUCCAUGCAACGUAAAAGCACCAUACAAACAAACAAGCCAGAGGUUUUUCAUGCCACACUAUGAAUCUGGAUAUGUACUUGCAUAAAUCCUCAGCAGCUUUUUACCAGAGGAAAUAGGAAGACGUCUGUGUUAGGUGUCUUUGGUGGAGACUCUCUCCCAUUAGGUAGCAGACUUCCUUUCCCAUGAGAAGCUCCUCUAUGUCUUUGCCAUUAAAGGCUACAGGUUUGCAUCUGGCCGAGUAUUGAGACUAAAAGUAGAUCUCCUUUCAUGGGAAAUCGUCAUGCUCCUGAAGAGUUUCAAACAAUCUUGUCCUCCCAGGGAUCUCAGUGGGCAUGAUUCUCAUUCUGAAGAGCCUCACUUGUCAUCUGUACAAGCCUCUCAGAGUUGUCUGACAGGGAUCUGACCCUUAAGAUCGUUUUACUCCUUGCCCUGGCAUUAGCAAAGAGGGUAGGUGACUUUCAUGGCCUUUCCUUCUGAGUAAAGAACGAAGAUUUGUAUUUGUGUAGGAACAAGUAGCAGAUUUUUAAAGUAUGUAAUUUGUAUAUUUCCUAACAUACACGCCUGAAGUUCCUUAUAUUACAACCCAUCUAAGCUACCCUUCACUUUAGCACCUGGGCUGUACGGCAAAGUGGAGUGCAUACCAACGGGUGGGCAGGGCUUCCCCCUUGCCUGUUGAUAGCUAACUACAUUGUCUGAAAGUUAAAGGGCUGUUCCAACUUGCAUGUGCAAGUUUAUCCUAAUGUACAGAACUUGAGGUUUGUAGGUUAGGAAAAAUACAAAUUAAUUUUUAAAACUUGCUAUAUUUAUUUGGAAAGUUUGAAAAAACAUGUUGAGGAGAGUACGUACUACUCAUUUUACGUUGAGAAAUCAUACCUAGAAAUACAAAUUGUGUUUGCCAAAUAUGUGAGGUAUGUUAAUGUAGGAAAAAUGGCUUGUUUUUCCUCAGACUGUGAAAUUGUUGACCCUAACAACCUCAAGAGAGGCUGUUAAGGGGAAGAACAAUUGCAAUGUCAAGAUAUUGCAUGCCAUAAUGGCAUGUGCAGCUCAUUACCUUUGUCUUGCCCAAUCUUACUAAAACCA
Messenger RNA from Macrobrachium nipponense, 4621 nucleotides. Its product is annotated as gastrula zinc finger protein XlCGF57.1-like. Gene Ontology annotation, cellular component: nucleus. Lineage: Eukaryota; Metazoa; Arthropoda; Malacostraca; Decapoda; Palaemonidae. Gene Ontology annotation, biological process: regulation of transcription by RNA polymerase II. Bases 113 to 1486 code for a protein of 457 amino acids. Gene Ontology annotation, molecular function: RNA polymerase II cis-regulatory region sequence-specific DNA binding; DNA-binding transcription factor activity, RNA polymerase II-specific. The record is from RefSeq and is a predicted model, not a curated record. The transcript has a single exon.